Molecule: messenger RNA, 2744 nt
Organism: Soboliphyme baturini
Lineage: Eukaryota; Metazoa; Nematoda; Enoplea; Dioctophymatida; Soboliphymatidae
Source: the annotation of a GenBank genome assembly
AUGCAAGUUCAGUGCCGCCAAAGAGGGGUGAUAACCUCCGGAGUGUUAUUUGUGUCAUACGUCGUUUUCGCAGUAUGUGGAUUUGCAGAAUUCAAAAAGGAUGUAGAGUCCAUACAACAGGCGGAUCAAGCAGAUCGCGAAGAUUUGGUGACCUACAUUAUAUACUACAUAUUAAUCUUGGUUCAAGUUGUUCUCUGCACCUGGGCCGACAAACCAACACCGUACCAAAGCAUUUGCGACAAUAACAAGCCGAGUCCUGAAAAAUUUGCUUCGUUUCUCAACUGCAUGCUGUUCACUUGGUUCACAGGGAUUGCGAUCCUUGGGUGGAAGAGACCGCUGCUACAAGGAGACAUCUGGUCGUUGAACGAAGAGCACGUUGCGCAUAAUGUGCUAAAGCGUUGGAAACCGAGGUGGGACAGAAAACUGGCAAAGUAUGCGACAUCGAAACAAGAAGUCAGCCAAAUGAAUAAGAUAGAUGGAAAGCUCAAGGAGCCUUCGCCUCCGUCUAUAGUCGCAACGCUAUUCUCAAUCUUUAAGUUCCCGUUCCUCACAGCUAUGAUUUUGAAGACGUCGGCCGAUCUCAUUCAAUUUGCUGGCCCGCAGCUGCUCCACCUGCUAAUCAAUUUUACCGAAAACCGAAACGCACCGGACUGGCUUGGCUACGCUUACGCUGUGCUGAUGUUCGUGUCUGCGUUUCUGUACACUAUUCUCGCACAUCAGCAUAUGUUUUUGAUGUCGAAACUCGGCAUGGACGUCCGCUCAAUACUCAUAAUGGCAGUUUAUGAAAAGUCUCUCUGUUUGUCGAAUCAAGCUCGCCGGACCAUAACAGCUGGAGAGAUGGUCAACUUGAUGUCCGUCGAUGUGCAGUUUUUCACUGAUAUAUCCACCUACUUGUGUUUAAUCUUCUCGGCACCUUUGCAGAUCAUUUUAGCAACAUUUUUCCUAUGGCAAAUUCUUGGUCCGUCGGUUUUGGCUGGAAUUGGAGUGGUGAUUUUGCUCGUUCCGUUGAACUACUGUGCUUCGUCGUUGCAACGCCGCUAUCAAGCCGCGCAAAUGAAAUUUAAGGACAUGCGCAUGAAAAUUCUGAGUGAAAUAUUGAACGGCAUUAAGGUCAUUAAACUGUAUGCAUGGGAACCCAGCUUCAAUCAGCAGGUGGCGGACAUCAGAGCAAAGGAGCUGAACGUUUUGAAGAAAAGCGCCUUCGUUGGCAGUUUUAUUUCCCUCACUUGGACUACGGCACCAGUUUUGGUUGCAGUGGUUAUAUUUGCUACAUACGUAUUGUCGGAUGCGAACCACAAACUCACCCCGCAGACGGCGUUCGUUUCUUUGUCUCUCCUGAACAUUCUAAGAAUGCCUUUGACGCUUGUGCCAAUAAUUAUCUCCUACCUGGUUCAGGCUAGCGUUUCUAAUGAAAGAUUAAAGAAGUUUCUGGCGGCAGAAGAGAUGGAUCCAACGGUUGUAGAACGCGACAGAAGUCCAGAAAAGGGCAUCAAAGUUGAAAAAGGUUCGUUUUUAUGGGAAAAGGAACAGAAGCCAAACGAGAAGAACGAUUCUGUCUUUGUGCUUAAGGACAUAAACCUCUCGGUAAGAAACGGAGAAUUUAUAGCGGUGGUUGGUAGCGUCGGAUGCGGGAAAAGCUCACUCAUUUCGGCCAUCCUUGGCGAAAUGGAAAAGCUGCAUGGUCGUGUUAGUGUUACGGGCUCGAUAGCGUAUGUUCCUCAACAAGCUUGGAUACAGAACCUCACUUUGAGGAAUAACAUUCUUUUUGGCAAGAAGUACCGCCCCGACGUGUACAACAGAGUCGUUGGAGCCUGUGCCCUACAGAAAGAUUUGGAACUACUUCCAGGCGGCGAUCAGACGGAAAUAGGCGAGAAGGGCAUAAAUCUCAGUGGCGGCCAAAGGCAGAGAAUCAGCAUGGCUAGAGCUCUUUAUCAGAACGCCGACAUCUACUUGUUGGACGACCCUCUUUCGGCGGUGGACAGCCACGUAUGUAAGCAUAUUUUCGAGGCUGUGAUAGGCAAAAAUGGCUUCUUGAAAGAAAAGACGAGAAUACUCGUUACGAACGGUUUGAACUAUCUAAAGGACGCUGAUAAAAUAAUCGUACUUAGCAACGGCACCAUAUCCGAGACCGGGACGUUCGCCCAGCUUCUGAGUCACCGAGGUCACUUCGCUGACCUCGUAGAAAACUUCAUGCGUCAGACCAUGGCACGAGAAGACAUCGACGAGGAUGAACUGUCCGUUUUCGAAGAGAUACUGGAUGUGGGUACCAUCGACCCAAUGGUUCGCAAACGCAGAAGAAACAGCAUCAAGUCGCUGAAGCAAAACGGAUCGUUGAGAGAAAGUACGAGAGGGGAGUUUAAGGCUACCGUUGGAAAGUUGAUCAAGGAGGAAUACGCUGCUGAAGGACAGCGACUGUCUUCUGAAACCAGACUUGGGGUGUACGCUGGUCUCGGUGUAAGUCAAGGUCUGUUUGUGAUGAUCGGUACAAUAAUUAUCUCAAUCGCUAUGGUAUCUGCGAGUAAAGCGCUUCACCGGAAUUUGGUAUUCAACCUCAUGCGUAGUCCUGUUAGCUUCUUCGACGACAUUGACAUCAUCGACAACAUGUUGCCACAAAACGUUCGAGCAUGGACUAACACCGUCAUGUUCGUCAUUUCCGUCAUCUUAGUCAUCGUCAUCAGUACGCCAAUGUUUGCUGUAGUGGCGGUUCCUCUCGCGAUCUUCUACUAUUUUCUGCAGGUAUAGUU